Messenger RNA from Agrilus planipennis (emerald ash borer), 671 nucleotides. RefSeq lists its product as uncharacterized. The annotation marks the transcript as partial. The record is from RefSeq and is a predicted model, not a curated record. The transcript is spliced from 4 exons. Lineage: Eukaryota; Metazoa; Arthropoda; Insecta; Coleoptera; Buprestidae.
UGAUUUUGCUUUCGCUGUCCGCAAAGGUGAUAUUAACGGGCGGUCGGGAUAGUUACAAAGCUGAAUUGUGCGGUCAAACUUCGCGAGGUUAAAGGACAAAUCCGAUCGGACAACGGACAACCAUGAAACGCAAUAUUAUAGCCGGAUUAUGUGAAAAAACGACGAAAGCAAGCUACCGAAUUUAAAUUUCGGUAAAGUGAUCCAAUUGAUAAGGAAUUAAUAUAAUGAACAGGUGAUCGUGUUUUAUAUCUGAAGUGAGCGUAGUUAAAAGUUUUUUGUCCGGGGAACAUCUGUGAUACAUUGCUAUCUGUUCAGGUCUUUGCGUGGAUUUACUAGCUGUUCCGUGUUAUUUCGAAACAAUGUGUCCAACCCGCCCAGUCGCCGUCCCGUUGCUGUUGUUUUUCACCGUUUUGCAGACCUUCACAUUUGCUGCCAAUUUGCCUUCAUCUCCAUUAAAUUCACAUCAGGAAAUUAUUACCGAUGUUCGAGUGGAUUGUAACAGCGAUGAAAUUGUGGUAAAAGUUUUUACCGAUUCUGGAAGAUUUAAUGGCAUGAUUUAUCCUCGAGGUCUUUCAAAAAACAGCUCGUGUUUCAUAGAAUGGGCUCAGAAACCCUCUCCAGUUCAGUAUGUUCUACCUCUACGAGCUUGUAACACCAUGAGUACAGAAUUG